CAAACCUCCGCCACGAUGAGAAUCGAGACGUGUUAUUUCUGCUCGCAGCCGUGCUAUCCCUCCAAGGGUAUAACAUUCGUCCGCAACGAUGCAAAAGUUUUCAAAUUCUGCCGCUCGAAAUGCCACAAGAACUUCAAAAUGAAGCGUAACCCGCGAAAACUCGCCUGGACCAAAGCCUUCCGCAGCGCGCACGGAAAGGAAAUGCCCAUCGACGGCACUCUCGCCAACUUCGCCCAACGCCGCAACAUCCCCGUCCGCUACAACCGUGACUUGGUACAAAAGACGCUGCAAGCCAUGUCUCGUGUGCAGGAGAUUCGCGACCGCAGAGAACGACAAUUCUACAAGGAACGCAUGAAGGGCAACAAGGCGCGUCAGCUCGAGGCCGAUCGGAAACUUGUCGCCGAGAACCAGCACUUGCUUCCGCCGCAAUACCGCGAUCAGGUCGAGCAGGCUCUACAAGAGAUGCCGGUGGAGCAGGUACAGGAGGAGACGAUGGAAGAGGACAUGGAAGAGGAUAUGGAGGAAGAGUUGCCGUUGGAAGAGCAAGAGAGACUUGCACCCAAGAAGAGCGCGCUCAAGCAAAAGAAAAAGCAGAAAAUGGUCCGAGGGAAGGGUGUGGAAGCCAUGGAUGUCGAUGGUUAAAUCAUCAGCAUCUGGUUGAUGAGAUGUUGCGAUGUUUUUUCCUCUUUCACAAGCGAAGGUGUCUGGCGUUUUCAUGGACAGUCAUGGCCAGGUUUUGGCAUUGCAAUACGAGGGUGUGUAUCAAGCAAGCAGGCUAUCAUCACUCUAGGUCAGUCUUCAUCAUUCAAGGGACCUGCUACCCAUGUCGCAGAUAUCUAUCCUGUCUGAUCCGAGCAUCUCUCCAAACAUGGCGCAGUAUCAGGACGCGAUGGCUUCUCCAUUGUCUCAUCACUACUGAUCGCUCGUCUGUCGUCCCCGUCAGAUCCAAGUGUCGACAUCUUGCAUCUACCAAUAUGCCGAGUGACCCCGUCCUCGCCUUGUCGUUUAUCAGUCCCGUGACGGUCAAGAUGACUGGAUGCGGUCGUGAAGCGGAGAAGCUUUGGAGAGUGCAACGGGCUAUCCUUCAGACGUUACCCAUGUCUUACAUGCUUUCCCGGCUGUAUCACACUCCGGGGACUUCAAGGACAGGCUACAUGCCGCAGCACAUCUGGGGCUCCAGAACAACAGCCAGUAGUAGUGAGCAGACUCGUGAUCGAGUCGUGAUCGAGAGGGCGAGCUCGGUGUGAGGAGUAGUCAUUUGAUCGUGUGGCCAAGCAACACGCGCAUGUUCUGCAAGUCUGCAAGUCUGCAACUCCACCUUUCUAUGCACAGCAUCAUGUGGUCGCCCUGGCUCAUCAAAGUCUAUUAAGCCAAUGGAUGAAGCAACGUGCCUGCAUGGGUGGUUGGGGAGGGCACUGAAUGCCACCGAUUUGCAGUUCCCUGCUGCUUUGAGCAGUGCACGGUGGCUGGGCUUGAAACCGAGCGGGAUCAAACCACAAUACCGCCACCUCUUUUAUGAUCUUCGACUCCAUGACCAGCAGCCAAGCAACAAUGGGAAGUGACACGCCAAGUCGCAGUGAAUGCGUUGCUUUGCGGAGGUACCGCAGUGGUGAGAAUGUCGUCUUGGCUGCGAACUUGUCCGGGUAAACAGGCCGAUCGAAGCAGGGUGCAUAAGCCAGCUCUUGAAUCUUGAUUUUGUCGAUCGAGGAUCCGAAAAGUCAACAAGGUUCCAUUUGCGUGCAGAGGCGUUGGCGUUUUGCAUCAUGCUGUCAUCAUCAGUGCACCAUUGCGAACUAGACUGGCAGAGACUGCUCGAAUAGAUUGGCACGCGCGGCUGGUGGUCGUCUGAGGUAUUGCACGACACUCGUAGCAUGGCGUGCACAAAUACUCCAGUGGGUAACGACGGGAGUGAAUGAUACAUGACUACAUGUAGACAUAAUGUUUGGAGACGCUACAUCGGUACCUCGCUCGUGGAACGGCUCUGACAGAGUCUAGACAUGCAUUGUGCAGACGCGAGAGAUGAGCCGCCCGGGCGCGAGCUGGGAAUUUGUGGAGAGAGCUUCGGGAGCUGUUGGUCCGCGACAGCAAUGCCUCCUAGCAUUCGCUGCUGAGUAGUGCUCCAGGUCAGACAUCACGACCGUGCAGUCGACUGACAACGGAGGUACCUGUAGUGAUGAUUCUGGUGCUGCGUGACCGUAUACUACAGCAUGCCCGGUUGAAGUGGCAGAGUGGCAACUUGCACGUCUAUAGAGGAUUAAUGCGAAGCGGUAUUGCAUGGAACCAACACCAUUGGCUCGCUUGGGGUGCUUGAGAAAAGGAAGACCAUGUUGAAGCAAAUACAAGGUGUGAGCAAGGAGUAUGACGUUUUACAAGCGGGGCUAAGCAGGAAGGAGGAAAGCACGGUCAAAGGACGGUGGCAGGCAGGCGCCAGACGCCUACACUACUACCUUACCUUCUUCCCUCCUCGCUCUUCCAACAUCUUCCUCUCCUCACCACUCCAUCUUCUCACACAACCUCACGAGAAGUUCAGCAAACAUGAUUGAUCCCGUUCAGGCAUUCGCCAUGGCGACUGGCACCAUCCACGACGCCGCUAAGAGCAGCGUCUCUCCCCUUCCAUCCGUGGUUCCAACCCUGCCAGAGUACCAGGACGUCAGCGAGACUGGCGAGAGGACUCUAUGGGUGGUCUUCGUGGUCAUGCUCGUUGCAUCCAUCGUGUUCUCUGGCCUUGCGUGGAGCGUCCCAAUGUCGAAACGUCUCUACCACGUGGUUACUACCAUCAUCACGAUCACUGCGGCACUCUCGUACUUCGCCAUGGCUACUGGUCACGGUGUCAGCUACCACCACGUUACAGUCCGCGAGUCCCACAAGCAUGUCCCAGACACCACCAAGGACAUCUACCGCCAAGUCUACUACGCCCGCUACAUCGAUUGGGCCAUCACUACUCCAUUGUUGCUCCUUGAUCUUGCCCUGCUCGCCGGCAUGAACGGAGGUAGCAUUCUCAUCACCAUUGUCGCUGAUCUGAUCAUGAUUUUGACUGGUCUCUUCGCUGCUUUCGGCGCUGAGGGUACUCCACAAAAGUGGGGAUGGUACGCCAUUGCAUGCAUUGCCUACUUGGUCGUCAUCUGGCAGCUCGUCCUCUACGGUCGUCCUGCUGCUGCUGCCAAGGGUGGUAAGGUGGGCAACUUCUUCGCCGCCAUUGGUGGUUUCACCCUCAUCCUCUGGACCAUCUACCCAAUCAUCUGGGGAAUUGCUGAUGGCAGCCGCAACUUGAACGUCGACGAGGAGAUUAUCUCCUACGCUGUUUUGGACAUCCUCGCGAAGCCAGUCUUCGGUGCAUGGCUUCUUUUCACCCACGCCAGCAUGCCAGAGACUAACGUCGACCUCGGUGGCUUCUGGUCCAACGGUCUCUCGGGCGAGGGCCGCAUCCGUGUCGGUGAUGACGACGAGGGUGCUUAGAUACCACCCCCGGAUCGAGACUGAAAGGAACGGUGUUUGCUUAGGCAAGGAGAACGAAGAAAAAAAUGGUGCGGGAAAUCACGAAUAAGACGAAAGUCUUGACUGAUACGAGCAUGAUAAGAAAUGGCACAUGAUUGGAUUAACAGCGAUACCUUUCGGGCGAAAGUCAUCCGGUCGUCUAGCUCAGCAGUUGCUGCGAAGUCGUACGACCUUUGUAUCAUACCAAGUUAAUGCAUAAUUGUUGGGCAUUGGCUAAUACGUUUUGUCUCCAUCUCCAUCGUUUUGUGAAAGUCACUAGUGAAA
Messenger RNA from Sphaerulina musiva SO2202, 3759 nucleotides. RefSeq names its product family A G protein-coupled receptor-like protein. The record is from RefSeq and is a predicted model, not a curated record. The transcript is spliced from 7 exons. Lineage: Eukaryota; Fungi; Ascomycota; Dothideomycetes; Mycosphaerellales; Mycosphaerellaceae. Gene Ontology annotation, cellular component: plasma membrane; endoplasmic reticulum. Gene Ontology annotation, biological process: monoatomic ion transport. Bases 2536 to 3456 code for a protein of 306 amino acids. Gene Ontology annotation, molecular function: monoatomic ion channel activity.